UAACAUCACCUGUUUUUUUCUUCACCUUUAUUUUAUUUUCUUUUUAAAGAAUUUUAACGAGAGAAAAAAAAGAAAAUGAAAAAAGAUAAAAACAAUAGCCAAUUAAUUACUCAUAUAGUGCGAGAAUUUCAAGAAACGCUUUAAACCGAAGUUUUAUCUUCUUCCUCAGCAAGCAGCUGCAUGCUCAAUUCACCAUUGUCGAAGGCGGAAGCUUGAGAUGCCUCCUACGGCGCUCCUCCACCGGUCACCACCUCCGCCGCCGUGCCUCGUUGCUUCCAACACUUGGCUAAAUUUGCUAUCUUUGGAAUGCCCCAACACUUACUUGCCCUACUCUGCUGAAUUAGUCUCAGGAAUUCCGUUAAAGAGUAAUGGGUUUCGAUGUUUUUCUCACCCCCCUUUAUCCAAGCCAACAGCAGUCGAUAUGGAUGUGGAGAAAACUGAUUCAGCUAAACUGAAGCCAAAAAUUGAGGCCCUCGGAGUAAAGUUCGAAUCUUGCACACCUGGCCAGUUUGAUCUCUUGUAUUGUCCUAAGUGCAAAGGGGGGCGGUCGAUUCAGAGGACGCUGUCGUUUCACAUCAGCCAAAGUUGGAGUUAUGCGAUAUGGAGGUGUUUUGAUCUACAAUGUGGAUGGGCCGGCCAGGUCUUUGCAGACAACAAUAAGGAAAAUCCUCGUGUCAGCCGGGAAAAUCUGAGGCUUGAGCCUUUGGAUAAUGAGUUGCUUGGAUACUUUGCUGAAAGAAUGAUAUCAAAGGAAACACUGCAGAGGAAUAAUGUCAUGCAAGUUGUUGGUGGAAAGAAAAUCAUUGCUUUUCCUUACAGACGAAAUGGACAGCAUGUUGGCUGCAAAUACCGGACACUUGAUAAAAGGUUCUGGCAGGGGAGAAAUACGGAGAAGAUGUUAUAUGGGAUCGAUGACAUUGUGGACGCAGAUGAGAUCAUUAUUGUUGAAGGCGAAAUAGACAAGCUAUCAAUCGAAGAAGCUGGUUAUUGCAACUGUGUCAGUGUCCCUGGCGGUGCACCACAGACAGUUUCAGUCAAUCGAAUACCAUCAAAAGAAAAGGACACUGCCUUUCAAUACUUGUGGAACUGCAUAGACUAUUUCGAAAAGGCGUCUCGUAUAAUCCUGGCAACUGAUGGCGAUGCACCUGGCCAAGCCUUAGCUGAAGAGCUUGCUCGUCGUCUUGGGAAAGAAAGAUGCUGGCGUGUGCAUUGGCAGAGGAAAGAUGAGAGCAGCUCGUUCAAAGAUGCAAACGAGGUUCUAAAGAGUCUUGGUGCAGAUGCUCUAAGAGCUGCAAUUGACAAAGCAGAGUUAUAUUAGAUGCUUAAUUUAGAGUAAUCAGGUGUAGCUGUUUGACGAACUUGUGCAAGCUAGAUUUUGAUUAUUUAUAAGGGGAUCUAGAUUUUGAUUGUUUGAGGAUGAUUUGUUCUAAAAAUAUUCAAUUGGUAAUUCAAUUUGACUACAUUGGCAA
Messenger RNA from Salvia splendens (bonfire salvia), 1469 nucleotides. RefSeq names its product primase homolog protein. NCBI's taxonomy places the organism in Eukaryota, Viridiplantae, Streptophyta, Magnoliopsida, Lamiales, Lamiaceae. The record is from RefSeq and is a predicted model, not a curated record. The coding region runs from base 218 to 1318 and encodes 366 amino acids. Gene Ontology annotation, molecular function: 5'-3' DNA helicase activity; single-stranded DNA binding. The transcript has 13 exons.